Messenger RNA from Lycium ferocissimum, 2809 nucleotides. Its product is annotated as putative late blight resistance protein homolog R1A-3. The transcript has 3 exons. Gene Ontology annotation, molecular function: ADP binding. The record is from RefSeq and is a predicted model, not a curated record. Gene Ontology annotation, biological process: defense response to other organism. The coding region runs from base 1 to 2598 and encodes 865 amino acids. NCBI's taxonomy places the organism in Eukaryota, Viridiplantae, Streptophyta, Magnoliopsida, Solanales, Solanaceae.
AUGGUGGAGCCGGCAGUGCGCUUGCUGAUACAAAAACUGAAUCAGCUAUUGUUGGAGAAAACAGAUCUAUUUGCUGGAGUAAUAAAGCAUGUGAUCGAGGAUCUGCAUUUGGAGCUUCAAAGACUUCGUUCCUUUGUCGAGGAUGUGUCGUGGAGGCUUAAUCAGGACUUUGAUUUGAACAAAAAGACAAUAAAAACAGUGAACGAAGCUGAAGAUGCAGUUGAUAAGCUUGUAACUGAUACUAAGUUAAUUCAGAACCAAGGAAUAAUUAUAGAGCUUUUUCUUGAUAUGAAAAUUGAGCAGAGUGCAAUGAAGAUCAAAUCAAUCACUGACAAGUUAAGGGUACUUCGCCGAAAUGGUGCUUAUCUCUGUAGUCCCUUUUUUAUCAGCGAAGUUCCCGUGGAGAAAGAGGCACCUAUAGUGGAGGAAGAUGAAGUGGUAGGCUUUGACGGGGAGGCAAAUGAAAUAGUGAACCGUCUAGUUGACAGAUCAACUGGUCUGGAGGUUAUCCCCAUUGUUGGCAUGCCUGGUCUUGGCAAAACGACACUGGCAAAUAAAAUUUUCAAGGAUAUCAGGGUUGAACGUAAGUUUCCUUUACGUAUCUGGAUCUAUAUUUCUCAGUCGUACAAUAGAAGGCAGUUAUUUCUCAACAUCAUCAGAAAGUGCAGCCAAAACACCAUAGGACAUCAUGAAAUGACUUUUGAGGUUCUAGUUAAUCAAGUACGCAAAUUGUUGGAGAAAAAAAAAUGUUUGAUAGUCUUGGAUGACUUAUGGACAUGCACAGCCUUGGAUGAUAUUGGAAGUGCUUUGCGAAGAAAUGUAAGAGGUAGUAGAAUCUUGUUAACCACUCAAGAUACAUCUGUGGCUAACUAUUGUCAUCAACGCCCUCACUAUUUAAAAUUCCUAACAGAUAGUGAAUGCUGGGAGUUAAUAAAAAAGAAGGUUCUCCGCAAGGAUAAAUAUUGUCCCCCGGACUUGGAACAACUUGGGAAUUGCAUAGCUAAGAAAUGUAUGGGACUACCCUUUGCAGUAUUGGUGAUUGCAAAAGCUUUAAAUGGUAAAGGAGAGACAAGAGCUGAGUGGGAACAAGUGCAUCAAAGAGUGAGUGAAGACAUCAUUAGUAGAGAUUUUGAGAUAACCAAGAGAUUGUUGCAAACGAGUUAUGACAGUUUGGAUCUUGACUUGAGGGCUUGCUUCUUAUAUUGUGGUGUUUUUCCUAGAGGUUUUGAGAUCCCUGCGUGGAAGUUAGUCCGGCUGUGGAUUGCUGAAGGGUUGAUCACUGAAGGACUCCAUGUCAACGAUACCCUUGAAAAUAUAGCAGACCAUUACUUGGAUGAACUUGCGCGCAUGAACCUAGUGAUGGUUAGUCAGUGUUCCUCCGAUGAUCGAAUCAAAACAUUUCAUGUUCAUGACAUAAUACAUGAGUUUUGUAGGCAAAAAGCUAGUGAGGAAAAUUUAUUCCAAGAAGUAAAUGUAGGAGUUGAGCAUUCUUUCCCUAGAAAAGGUGAACUAGCUAAGUACCGUCGCAUUUGCAUUAAUUCAUCAGUGGUGGAAUUUGUUUCUACGAAACCUUAUUCCGAAAGUAUCUCAUCAUUCUUAUGUUUUUCAUCUGAGAAUAUUAUGAUUUCCCCAAAUGAAGUCGCAAUAAUCUCAAAAGCCUUUCCACUAGUCAAGGUAUUUGAUGUUGAAUCCAUCAAAUUUGAUUGCUUCUCUCCAAAAUUUUUACGGUUAUAUCAUUUGAGGUACAUUGCUUUUUCAAAUGACUCAAUAAAGGUACUGCCUAAAUUCAUAGGGGACCUUUGGAAUCUACAGACUCUUAUAGUGGUGACACAACAAAAGACUAUUGAUAUACAAGCAGAUAUAUUUAACAUGCCAAAACUAAGGCAUCUUCAUACAAAUGCCUCUGCUAAAUUGUGUUUCCGAAAAUCCAGCAAACUUGUCUCUGUACAUGGUUCAUUACAGACCUUGUCUACAGUAGAACCUGAAAGUUGUACAGAACAUGUUGUAGCGAGGUGUCAAAACAUGAAGAAGUUAGGUAUUCGCGGGAAAAUAGCAGUGCUUCUUGGAGCCAAUAAAGCUGGACAAAUAGUCAAUGUUAACAAGCUAAAGUGCCUUGAGAAAUUGAAGCUGAUAAAUGAUGAUCAUUUAACAGGCCUGGAGUUGCACCUUCCUUCAGAAAUUAUUUUCCCCAAGAGUUUGAGAAAGCUGACUUUAUCAGGUACCAGGUUGCACUGGAAAUAUAUGGGUAUACUGGGGAAGUUGGAGGAACUUGAAGUCCUCAAACUGAAAGAAAAUGCAUUUGUGGGAAGUGUUUGGGUGUCAACUGAAGGCGGUUUUCCUUCUCUUGAGGUCUUGUGGAUUGAAAGGACAGAUCUAAUUUCAUGGGGAGCUUCUAGUAAUCACCUCCCGAUAUUAAAGAGGCUUGUUCUUAUUCACUGUGACAAGCUUGCGGAAGUCCCUAUUGAACUUGCUGACAUACGCAGCCUGAGAAGGAUAGAAUUGGUGGAUACAACCAGUGAAGCAGCUGAAUGUGCUCGGAAAAUUGAAUCCUGCAGUAAAUGCAUUGAGUUCAAGCUUUCCAUCUCGGAUUCCAACUAGACAAAAGCUCUUCUCAAGGCUUUUAAUGGAUGGGGCUUUGCUGCGUCUGUGGCUGACACAGGAUUUUUUUAUAAUCAUGGGUGCUCAACUAUUUUUAAUCUGGAAAUUGCUACUGAAACUGGGUGCCCUGUUAGUAUAUUUGUAUGAAUUACUAUUUUUUUUUUCUAUGUAAUAAAUAGAGUUUGGCUCCAAAAGUAAUGUCCACUAUUGU